UGAAAAUGGUGAAUAAGGCUAUAGGCCCACUUGUGUUACUAACGCACGUUUUCGCCGCUGGAAACAUCAUGGUUUACGUUUUCCUCAUUCUAAAAGACAAAGAGCUAGAAAUCCGAGAGCUGGCUUUUUCCUUUCUCUCCGCGACUGCAAUUCAGUUUUUCAUGUACGCAUAUUGGGGCCAGCAGGUCAUUAAUAAGGGAGAUGAACUCAGCCGAGCUACCCUGACUGCUAACCAGGUGGCGGAAGGUGCUUAUCAGGACGGCCCGGCAAGGUUGGCCCUGAUGGUCGUGAUGGCCAGGUGCUGUGGAAAAUCCAGGUCGGCAAUCAGCGGAAUGGGAUUUUUCCGAGUCUCCCUCAAAUUCUACGCGAGGAUUGUCAGCCUAUCGCUCAGUUACUUGCUAAUCGUCCUGCAGUUUUAAUCAUCCAAGAAGUUCAAAAUUUUCAAUUUUCAACAACAACGAUGGACUGGGAGGGUGCAUGUUUUUAUAGCUGAGACAUACGUGUAUAGUGAAAAAAUGAGAAAAAUUAAAUUAUACUCUCUGAUCGUCAAGAAAGAUUUUCCUAAAUUUUUUAAAUGCUAAUCAAGCAGGGAGUAAUGUCUGCUUACUGUAAAAUCAUGAAUUUAAUUCAUAAUUUAGAUCAUUAUUGUUAGCACACCAUUGGGAAGAUCGCAACGAGAAGGGAUCGAAAUAGUUUUAUUACACGCAAAAUCUGAAAUGUGUUGUAUGUUAUAUACUUAUGGUCCUUUGUCGCUAAUAAAAAAAAUAAAUUCAAUGUUGUCCUGUUGUAAAGACCCACUUUCAGAAGGUGUGUUUUUCUUUCGUGUUGUAUGUUGUGAUGAAAAGAGGGCAUUAUGCUUCAAAGGAAAUCGAUACUUUGAUAUUACUUCUUUGUGGGGGGCGAGAGAGCAUAACUAAUUCAGCCAGAAGAGUCUUCAAAGGAAUUAUGUUCUCACGAGAAACAACACACAUUUUUAUUUUUGUGACCCCCCAUAUAGUCAUAAUCCAAACUUCAGAUCCGUACGUCAGGAUGUGCUUUCCAGGCUACGAGUUAACGAGGGAAUUCGCCAUUCACUUCAAAGUCAGGCCGUGUAACAAUUAUUUUUAACAAAAUUUUUAUUUAUUUUAUUUAGGGAUUGGCAUUGGCCGGAUUUAUCCUGCCGAACGGGCGAAACGCGACGAAAUUUCAAAUAUUUUGGUUCGUCUUGCUGUGGGUUUCUUUCUGUGCGUACAUUCUCCUGACCAUGGUGGAGUUCUUCGUGCAGCCCUACGACCUGAGGAGGACUUUGAUGACCAUUUUCAUGGCCAACAAUGGAAUUCAGAUCCUAUUCCGUCCGAUUCACAUGCUUUUUUACAAGAGACGCGUGGAAAGCCUGCUCCGCAAUUUACAAGGCAAUUAAAAAUUUUAACUUUUUACAAAUUUAAUUGUUUACCGGCAGG
This is a messenger RNA of Cloeon dipterum, 1439 nucleotides long. RefSeq lists its product as uncharacterized. The coding region runs from base 6 to 419 and encodes 137 amino acids. NCBI's taxonomy places the organism in Eukaryota, Metazoa, Arthropoda, Insecta, Ephemeroptera, Baetidae. The record is from RefSeq and is a predicted model, not a curated record. The transcript is spliced from 4 exons.